ACAGGGAGCCCAGCCGCCAGCUCGACCUGCAGCAGAUGUGAUGAUCCAGGCGCCGCUGCCCGGCCCCGCAAGCUGAGCGAGCCGUCGGGGCUGUGCUCCGGGUCCUGCAGGGAUCCCUCUGCCAGCUCCUCUGCAGCGCUGAGCCGGACUUGCUGCUGCUGGCCAAGGAAACCACAGCAAGACGCUCGUCUGCCUUCUCCCAGCUUUUCGAGGGAUUUUAUUGGGAAGAGGAACGAUGGCAGAAGACCAGCCACACCUAUGCAUUCAGAUGUCAGAAUCUGGUACAAAUGGCAUUCCCAGUAGAAGGCAGUCCUUGCCAGAUUUGACUGGCAGGUCAGGAAGUGUGCUCACCUUCCACAACAUCUGCUACUAUGUGAAGACAAAGACUGGGUUCCUCUGUUUCCAAAAAACCACCAAAAAACAAGUUUUGAGAGAUGUCAAUGGCAUCAUGAGACCAGGACUGAAUGCAAUUUUGGGACCCACUGGUAGUGGUAAAUCUUCGCUACUGGACAUUUUGGCUGCAAGGAAGGAUCCCCAUGGACUCUCUGGUGACAUUUUGAUCAAUGGAGCUCCUCAGCCUGCCAACUUUAAAUGUACCUCUGGGUACGUAGUACAGGAUGAUGUGGUGAUGGGAACCCUGACUGUAAGAGAGAAUCUGAAGUUCUCAGCAGCACUUCGCUUGCCAAAGUCAGUGAAGGAAGAGGAAAAAAAUGAGCGAGUCAAUCAGAUCAUCAAGGAACUGGGUUUGAGCAAAGUGGCAGAUUCCAAGGUUGGUACCCAGUUCUCUCGUGGGGUGUCUGGAGGAGAGCGGAAAAGGACCAAUAUUGGGAUGGAGCUCAUCACGGAUCCUGCCAUCUUGUUUUUGGAUGAGCCAACCACAGGACUUGAUGCCAGCACUGCUAAUGCUGUCCUACUACUAUUGAAAAGGAUGUCAAAACAAGGAAAGACAAUCAUCUUCUCCAUCCACCAGCCUCGGUACUCCAUAUUCCGACUGUUUGACAACCUGACACUUCUGGCUGCGGGGAGAGUGCUGUACCAUGGGCCAGCCCAGCAUGCCAUCGAGUACUUUCAGUCCAUUGGCUACCAGUGCGAGCCCUACAACAACCCUGCCGACUUUUUCCUGGACAUCAUCAAUGGAGACUGCACCGCCGUAGCAAUGAACAAGGCUGAUGAAAGCAACACAGCAGAGAGCACUGAAGAACCCUCUGAAUAUGAUAAAAACUUGGCUGAGCAAUUAGCAGAAAAAUACUCCAACUCUACCUACUACCUAGAAACAAAAGCACAUUUAGAGAGCAUUUCUUCAGGAAGUAAAAAGAAAGCCAAAGGAGUUUUCCGGCAAAUCACAUAUGCCAAUUCCUUCCUCCACCAGCUGAAAUGGGUGUCAAGGCGCACAUUUAAAAACCUGAUAGGAAACCCUCAGGCUUCCAUAGCUCAGCUUUUUAUUACAGCAUUCCUGGGGCUGAUUGUAGGUGCCAUUUUCUUUGGACUUGAGGAGAACUCUGCUGGACUACAGAACAGAGUGGGUGCAAUGUUCUUUCUGACCACCAACCAGUGUUUCAGCAGCGUCUCAGCUGUUGAACUCUUUGUUGUGGAAAAGAAGAUAUUUAUACAUGAAUAUAUCAGUGGGUACUACAGAACAUCUGCGUACUUCAUAGCAAAGCUGAUGGCUGAUUUAAUACCCAUAAGGACUAUGCCCAGCAUCAUCUUCACCUGCAUAGUUUACUUCAUGCUAGGUUUGAAACCAACAGUAGAAGCCUUCUUCACAAUGAUGUUCACCCUCAUGAUGGUGUCCUACACAGCCACUUCCAUGGCACUUGCCAUUGCAGCAGGACAGAGCGUGGUCGCUAUAGCAAACCUACUCAUGACUGUUGCAUUUGUUUUUAUGAUUAUUUUCUCUGGGUUGCUGGUCAAUCUCACAAGCAUCAUGUCCUGGCUCUCCUGGCUCAAAUACUUUAGCAUCCCUCGCUAUGGAAUGACAGCUUUACAGAUCAAUGAGUUGACUGGUCUGAACUUUUGUGGCAGCGGUAACAGCACAGUUUCAAGCAGUGACAGUAGAUAUCAAAAGACAGGCCCGAUGGAAUGCACUGGAGAGGAGUAUCUGAAGAGUCAAGGUAUCGAUGCGAGCCCCUGGGGCCUGUGGCAGAACCACCUGGCUCUGGCCUGCAUGACACUAAUCUUCCUUACCAUUGCCUACCUCAAACUGUGCUUCAUGAAGAAGUUCUCUUAAAACCAGAGGGAAAGAUGCAAUUCCCACUGUUCAGUAGUUUGCAACUGUAGUAGUUGUGCAACUGACUUGAUUACUUUUAAAGAGACCUUUUUUUUUUACUUUUAUUAUUAUCCAAGCCAACGACAUGAAUGGCAUCCUUGUAUAUUAAAUAUGUUAUAAAUACAUAUUAUAAUAUUGGCUUUUCACAACUAUUGAGAUUAAUGUUAUAUGUAUAAUGUUAAAAUGGCUUUGCUGUGUGAAUGUAUUUUUUUCUUCUCCUGCUAUUAGCAAAAAAAUUAGGCAUAAGUGGAAAUAGUUGAUACAGCAUGCUUGAACCGCCUGCCAGUUAGGAUGAACUCCAGUGAACAGAUGAUGGGGACCUGGCUACUAUCAACACUCACCUCCUGUGGAAAGAAGGAGCCAAAGCCCAAAUUAAAAGAUACCAAGAAGAGGAUUAAAACUGCAAGCCAAGAAAUGCACAUGCUCUAAAAAGGCAGAUCCAAGGAGUGACCAUGCUAAAUAGUUCCUGGAAGGUGUAAACUAGUUAAUGGAAAAGUUUGAAUAUGCAUAAAGUCUAUGAAUAUGUGUUGUAGUUUAUUUUUGUUUAAGGUUCGUUAAAGCUUGUUGGUAUGUUCUUGUUUCCCCCUAUUGAUUGUAUUGGUUUGGCCCCACUUGUCAGUUAUGUAAACCCCUCCUAUUUUUCCUGAAUGUUCCCUGCCAGUCACCUUAUCCCUGCCCCUAUUCCCUAUCCAUCAUUGUAAACCCCACCCCUUCUUUCAGACUCUUCUGUGUCAAUCAUUUUUCCCUCAAGGCUCCACUGGUUAAUGUAUCUUGUUCCCUCCCUCUGUAUAUCCCUAUUGGCCCUGAAUUUGAGAUCCCCUCCCCUUACUCCUCCCCUCAAGAUUGGUGCAUGGUUUGUACCCUCCCUUGGAGCUUGGGCAGUACUUAACUUCUUGCACAGCAGUGCGGGAGGCUUUCUCAGACCUGACUCCUUCAGGUAUGGAUCCCUUGUUUUACCUGACCUAAUAAAACCAUUGCUGGGAACUUCAA
Messenger RNA from Cyanistes caeruleus (blue tit), 3256 nucleotides. It is a transcript of the gene ABCG2, whose product is annotated as ATP binding cassette subfamily G member 2 (JR blood group). NCBI's taxonomy places the organism in Eukaryota, Metazoa, Chordata, Aves, Passeriformes, Paridae. Gene Ontology annotation, molecular function: ATP hydrolysis activity; ABC-type transporter activity; ATP binding. The record is from RefSeq and is a predicted model, not a curated record. Gene Ontology annotation, cellular component: membrane.